This is a messenger RNA of Ceratotherium simum simum (southern white rhinoceros), 2281 nucleotides long. NCBI's taxonomy places the organism in Eukaryota, Metazoa, Chordata, Mammalia, Perissodactyla, Rhinocerotidae. The record is from RefSeq and is a predicted model, not a curated record.
CGCCUGUUCUGUCGGUUUGUGACCUUACCGACCUCGGGAGUCAUAGGAAGGAUGCCGGGGGACCCAGUAACUGUAGGAAUGGACUCAGUGGCCAUUGAGGAUGUGACUGUGAACUUCACCCUGGAGGAGUGGGCUUUACUGGAUCCUUCACAGAAGAAACUCUACAGAGAUGUGAUGUGGGAAACCUUCAGGAACCUGGCCUCAAUAGGAAAAACAUGGGAAAAUCAUGAUAUUGAAGAUCAAUACAAAAAUCAAGGGAGAAAACAAAGAAGUCAAAUGGUAUUGAGACUCUGUGAAAGUAAAGAGGGUAGUCAAUGUGGAGAAACCCUCAGCCUUACUCCAAAUCUCAAUCUGAAUAUGAAAAUGACUGUAGCAAAACCAUGUAAAUAUAGUGCAUGUGGAAAAGUCUUCAUGCAUCAUUCAUCCCUUAAUAGGCACGUCAGAUGUCACACUGAACACAAAGCAUAUGACUAUCAAAAAUAUGGAGAGAAGCCAUAUAAAUGUAAGCAAUGUUGGAAAGCCUUCCCUUUUCCCAGUGCUCUUCGGAAACAUGAAAUAACUCAUACUGGAGCAAAACCCUAUCAAUGUAAAAAAUGCAGUAAAGCAUUCACUUCUUCCAGUUCUCUUCGAGUACAUGAAAGAAUUCAUACUGGGGAGAGACCCUAUGAAUAUGGACCUUAUAAAUGUAAGGAAUGUGAGAAAGUAUUUAUUUCUCCUAGUGCAUUUCGAAUACAUGAAAGGAGUCACACUGGAGAGAAACCCUAUGAAUGUAAAAAUUGUGGUAAAGCAUUCAGUCAUCCCAGAACUCUUCGAAUGCAUGGAAGAACUCACACUGGAAAGAAACCCUAUAAAUGUAAGGAAUGUGGGAAAGACUUUAUUGCUCUCACAAACCUUCGAGUACAUGUGAUCACUCACACUGGAGAUGGACCUUAUAAAUGUAAGGAAUGUGGAAAAGUUUUCAUUCAUCCCAGUUCAUUUCAAAUACAUGAAAGGAGUCACACUGGAGAGAAACCCUAUGAAUGUAAAGAAUGUGGGAAAGCCUUCAGUUUGCACACUAACUUAAAAAAAUACAAAAGAACUCACACAGGAGGAAUACCAUUUGUGUCUAAGGAAUGUGAUAAUGCUUUUAUUUCUCCUCAGGUUUUCCAAAUACAUGAAAGAAAUCACACUAGAGAGAAAUUCUAUGAAUGUAAAAAGUGCAAUAAAGCACUCACUUCCUCCAUUUCUCUUCGAAGACAUGAAAGAUAUCACACUAGAGGGAAACCCUAUGAAUGUAAAAAAUGCAGUAAAACAUUCUGUUAUCCCAGUUCUCUUCAAGUACAUGAAAGAACUCAUACUGGAGAGAAACCCUAUGAAUGUAUGGAAUGUGGGAAAGCCUUUACAUCUCCUUCAAGCCUUCGAUCACACGUGAUCUUUCACACUGGAGAUGGACCUUAUAAAUGUAAGGCGUGUGAGAAAGUGUUUAUUUCUCCCAGUGCAUUUCGAGUACAUGAAAGGAGUCACACUGGAGAGAAACCCUAUGAAUGUAAAGAAUGCAGUAAAGCAUUCAGUUGUACCAGUUCUCUUCGAGUACAUGAAAGAAUUCAUACAGGAGAGAAACCCUAUAAAUGUAAAAAAUGCAUUAAAGCCUUCACUUCUUCCAGUUCUCUUCGCGUGCAUGAAAGAAUUCACACUGGAGAGAAGCCGUAUGAAUGUAAGGAAUGUGGGAAAGCCUUUAUAGAUCCCUCAAGCCUUCGAACACACGUGAUGAUUCACACUGGAGAUAGACGUUAUAAAUGUAAGGAAUGUGAGAAAGCAUUCAUGUAUCCCACAUUACUUCGAAGACAUGAAAGAAGUCACACUAGAGUGAAAACCUAUGAAUGUUAAGAAUAUGGGAAAGCCUCCAGUUCUAUCCAAAUACAUAAAAGAAAUCACACUGGAGAGAAACUGUAUGAAUGUACAAAAUGUAGUAAAGCAUUUGGUUUUCCCAGUUCUCUUUGAAGACAUGAAAGAAUUCUUGCUGGAGAGAAACCCUAUGGAUGGCAGGAAAGUGGGACAGCCCUUAUUUGUCAAGCAAACUUUUGAGGAUAUGUGAGAAUUCACACUAGAGGAAAAGCCAUAUAAAUGUAAUGAAUGUGGGAAAGACUUAUGUUAUCCCAGUUCUUUCUGAAAGCAUAAAAGAAAUCACUUGAUUAAAAUGUCUUGAAUGUAAACAAUGUGGGAAAGACUUCAAAUGGCUUACGUCAUUAUAUGUGAAAUUCCCACCAAAAAAAUUUAAAUAUAAGUCAUAUGAGAAAACUUG